This is a messenger RNA of Staurois parvus, 350 nucleotides long. The record is from the annotation of a GenBank genome assembly. NCBI's taxonomy places the organism in Eukaryota, Metazoa, Chordata, Amphibia, Anura, Ranidae.
AACCCCGCUGACAGCUGAAACAUUACUUCUGUCCCUGCAGAGAGCUCCGCUAUUAUAUUUGAAAUGAAAAAGUAUAGAGGUUGCAACAUUGUAUCUAUUUGUAUCCAUUUCGGAUAUAGAUGUUUUUAUUUGGAUACAAAUAGAUACAAUGUUGCAACCUCUAUACUUUUUAAUGUCAAAUAUAAUAGCGCAGCUCUCUGCAGGGACAGAAGUAAUUACUUCGCUAUUAUAUUUGCCGGCCGUAGACGGGGCGAAAAUCGGCCAAUUUUUUUUACCGUUGGUGGUAAGGUCGGCCAAUUGAACAACCGAUUUUUUUUUUUUUUUUUUUAAACAGCCAGUUUUCGCCCCGU